UCUUGCUCUUUACCGAGUUUUUCUGUUACCUACCUUACAAUACAUAUGUCAACCUUUAAAAUAACAGUUGCUUUACUUCUCCACUGUAAACUAUAUUUUUAUUUGGAAGGAUUUGGAAUAAGGCUAGAUUAUACCAUAUGAGGGUGAAUGUUAAUGACUGGCAUUUCAUUAUUCUUUCUGGCUGCACACUUCAGGCAAAACUGAAGCAGGCUCCUACUUACAGCCGUCAGGAAGAUGGCCAACCCUCCGGUGAGGGUGAGACACUCCGGGAUUUGCUGGAGGACACCAGGAGACGGCUAAAGCUGAGCGGGGAGGAACUGGCUAAAGUUGUUUCGGAGUACACUGAACAAUUAAAUGCUCUCACAUCCAAGUUGGAGCAAGAGAGAAAAGCUCGGGAGAUGCUGGAGGUAGAGUUAGAGGCAGCACGAGCACAGCUGGCAGCUGCUCUGCAGAAACAGGAGCGCAGCAAUGAGGCCAUGGGCAUUGCUGAGCGUAUACUGCAGCAGGAGCGUGAAUACUGGCAGCAGGAGAAACCCACUGUUGAGGAGGCAGGCCUGUCUGUCCACACUCUCUGCCAGCAGCUGGGUGUAUCAGAGGCUUGGACCACCAUCCUGAAGAAUGAGCUGCAUUGCAUUGCACUGUCCAUCAAUGAGAAGAGCUUGCUGGUGGAAAUGGUGCACAGGGAGCGUGACCAGGCCCAGGCCCGGCUUGCAGAGAUGGAGACCAUCCUGAAGGCUAUCAACAGACAAGACAGCACCCUCUUUCUCGAUUUCAUGAAACAGUGUCUCGAUUUGGAUCCAUCACGACGCAUGACCCUCAGCCAGGCUCUGCACCAUCCCUGGAUCAAGAAAUGCUUGCUAAAGCCACCUACUGAGGAUAAUGACCCCAUAAAGGAUGUCCCAGAGAGCUCCGAUGAGGUGACAUCACUCAGCAAGUUACUUCCACAGUCAAGCUCGAGCACCAAACCGAAGACAAAUCUGCCAGAGUCCAUAGACUCAAAGCACAAAUUGACAAGCUGACAGAUUACUUCGACUCAGCCUCCCAACUGAGGACUAAUCUGCAGACGUGAGUUAUACUAAAAACUCUGAGCAAUAUUCUUUCAAGUGACCCAGCAUUUUAAGCUAUGCCUUGAUAAUAUUAAUAUCCAACAUAGGAUAGUACUGCCAUAAUUACAAACUUACAGCUGCAUGCCUACCACGGGGCAGUAAUAGGUUUGUGCCAGCACCUUGAA
Molecule: messenger RNA, 1231 nt
Organism: Scleropages formosus (Asian bonytongue)
Lineage: Eukaryota; Metazoa; Chordata; Actinopteri; Osteoglossiformes; Osteoglossidae
Product: envoplakin-like
Exons: 2
Coding region: 138-1019 (293 amino acids)
Source: RefSeq, a predicted model, not a curated record